AUGGAUAGAGCUCGCCGCACAACAUCGCGCCGCUCAUCCAGGUCAAGAUCAAGACCGAACAGCCCUCCACUACACCGCUUACUCUCCAACCACCAUCCGGACGACCAUUCGGUCUACCACCACGAAGACGGCGAAGGCGUGCAUGUCAGGAACGACGCGUCGUCACUCCACAGAACCGAGACCCAGCGACGAGAUGUAGAACGCUCGUCUGACAGCAGUGCAAACAGUGCACACAGUGCAAGCAGUACAAAAGAGAAGGAAAAUCAUGACGAGACCGAGCAUGAGGAAGAGACGACGUACGAGGAGAUCCGUGGCGGUAUUCCGUACGAGCACGAUGUUGAAGCCGGGAAACCCGAGCUAGAGAAGAAGAAGAGCAACCGCAGUGUCAAGGAUCCGAAUCUGGUGACCUGGGAUGCACCCGAUGAUCCCGCAAACCCCAAGAACUGGUCCAUGAAGCGCAAGUGGGCGGCCACGCUCAUCGUGUCAUGCUUCACGCUCGUCUCGCCAAUCUCGUCGUCCAUGAUCGCGCCGGCCCUGACGUCCAUAAGUGCGGAAUUUGGCAUCACGAAUGAAGUUGAGGCUCAGCUGACACUCAGCAUCUUCGUGCUUGCGUACGCUAUCGGUCCGCUAUUCUUAGGCCCGCUAUCUGAGAUCUACGGCCGCGUUAUUGUUCUGCAGUUGUCUAAUCUAUUCUACCUGGCGUGGAACUUGGGGUGCGGGUUUGCGCAGACAUCGGGGCAGCUUAUGGCGUUCCGCUUCCUGAGUGGUUUGGGAGGUUCAGCGCCGCUGGCCAUUGGUGGUGGUGUCCUCAGUGACUGCUUCCACGCCGAGCAGCGUGGCAAGGCCAUCUCCAUCUACUCGCUCGCGCCUCUGCUUGGUCCAGCGAUUGGUCCCAUUGCCGGCGGCUUCAUCAGCCAAAACACGACCUGGCGCUGGUGCUUCUACGCAACAACGAUUUUCACCGCCAUCGUGCAGUGUUUCGGCGUCUUCUUCCUCCAAGAAACCUACGCGCCUAAACUCCUCGCUUGGAAGCGCGACAAGCUGAUCAAAGAGACCGGUAACACGGCCCUACACACAGAAUUCGACAGCCCAGACCGCACUCUCGCUACCACAUUGAAAAUUGCAAUGCAACGCCCCUUCAUCCUGCUCGGCACCCAACCCAUCUUGCAGGUCCUCGCGUGCUACAUGGCGUAUCUGUAUGGGCUGAUGUACCUGAUGCUGUCGACCUUCCCGCGCCUCUGGACGGGUACAUACCACAUGAGCACGGGGAUCGCCUCGUUGAACUUCAUCUCCAUGGGCGUGGGGUUCUUCCUGGGCACACAGAUCACGGCGCCGCUGAACGACAUGCUUUAUCGUCGGCUGAAGCGCGGCAACAAUGGUGUCGGCAGGCCCGAGUUCCGAGUUCCUAUCAUGGUGCCUGCGUCGCUACUGGUCCCCGCGGGACUAUUUUGGUACGGGUGGAGUGCACAGGCGGGCGUGCACUGGAUUUUGCCAAACAUUGGUGCAGCGCUGUUCUGCGGUGGAGUAAUUAUCGGGUUUCAGUGCAUUCAAACGUAUCUUGUGGAUAGCUAUACGCGGUACGCUGCCAGCGCCAUUGCGGCUGCUACGGUAUUGAGGUCGCUCGCUGGGUUUGGAUUCCCGCUGUUUGCGCCGGCGAUGUAUAAUGCCUUGGACUACGGAUGGGGAAAUAGCUUGUUAGCUUUCAUUGCAUUGGGUCUCGGUGUACCGGCCCCACUGCUGUUGUGGACGUUUGGAGAGGGCUUGAGGGCGAAGAGUCAGUUCGCUGCUGGGUAA
Boeremia exigua is the source of this 1794-nucleotide messenger RNA. RefSeq names its product MFS multidrug transporter-like protein. The record is from RefSeq and is a predicted model, not a curated record. Gene Ontology annotation, molecular function: transmembrane transporter activity. The transcript has 3 exons. The coding region runs from base 1 to 1794 and encodes 597 amino acids. Lineage: Eukaryota; Fungi; Ascomycota; Dothideomycetes; Pleosporales; Didymellaceae. Gene Ontology annotation, biological process: transmembrane transport.